This is a messenger RNA of Emericellopsis atlantica, 1752 nucleotides long. RefSeq lists its product as uncharacterized. Gene Ontology annotation, molecular function: DNA-binding transcription activator activity, RNA polymerase II-specific; zinc ion binding. Gene Ontology annotation, biological process: regulation of transcription by RNA polymerase II. The transcript has a single exon. The coding region runs from base 1 to 1752 and encodes 583 amino acids. NCBI's taxonomy places the organism in Eukaryota, Fungi, Ascomycota, Sordariomycetes, Hypocreales, Bionectriaceae. The record is from RefSeq and is a predicted model, not a curated record.
AUGGCCCGUCAGGAAUCUCAGACAGGUCCAGCUAUGAACGGGCCCACGAGCGGAGGAGGAGGUGUCGCCGCGAACACCACCGCGAGCAGCAGCAGCACCAAGACGAGGCGGUCUCACCGGAAAUCGCGAAACGGCUGCGCCGAGUGCAAGAGGCGGCACAUUCGCUGCGACGAGGGCAGACCCGCGUGCACCAACUGCACCAUUGCCGAGCGCGCGUGCUCGUUCCCGAAUGCCUCUCUGGGCCACCAUGGGACGGCAGCAGCUGCGCAGGCUGGACAGACGAUGGGGACCGGUGGUGCUUCACCAGCGGCGGCGGGCAGCAGCAUCAACGGCGGCGGCUCGCUGGAAGUGCCUUCUCCUCUGCAUCACUAUCCAGGCACGCACAGUCCGGCGAGGAGUAGCAGCAGCACGGGCUCAGGCCCCAGACCGAUGAGUGUCAUUGGCGAGGACGGCCUUCCGCCGUUACAUGCUGCUGGAGCCGGAGCUGGAGCUGCUGCUCCCCACCACCAACAUCAUGUUCCUUCUCAUGCGCCGCAUCACCAUCACCACCAGCAGCAGCAGCAACCGCAGCAGCCGCUGCCAACACAGGGACUUCCCCGACUCGUGCACCAGCAGAGUCUCCCGUCGUUCAACGAGUCGUUUGCCGAUGCCGCGCCGCCCGUCGCACCACGGUUGCACAAGGCCAGCAGCAGCAGCACUGGACCGCUGCCUGCGCCGCAACCACAGCCGCCGCAGCAACCGCAGCAGCAAUUACCGUCACCACAGUCGCAGGCCGGAAGCAGCAGCGGCGUCGGUCCCGGGGGUGGGAGCGGGAGCGGGAGCGGGAGCGGCAAUGGCAGUGGCAGCGGCAAUUUUGACGCCCAGCACAUGAUUCUCCUCCAUCAUGUCGAGACAAGGAUGCACUCGGACAUUCUGGGCGUGGGUCAGACGCCGACGGUAAUCGAGAUGGCGAUACGGAACGCCGUCGAGUGCCCGUACCUGAUCGACCAGCUGCUGGCGCUGUCGGCCAUGCACCUCGCCCACCAGCGUCCCGAGCACGCCGCCACAUUCCGGCACCAGGCCACGGAGCUGCAGACCCGGGGCAUCACCUACUUUGCCAAGGAGACGAAGCGGCUGACGACGUCGGAGGACAACUUUGCGGCGCCUCGCUUCCUCUACGCCACCCUGCUCAGCAUCCACAUGCUGGCGGACACGCUGGCCUACCACCGCGCCGACUUUGACGUCUUCAUCGACCGCUUCAUCGAGUGCAUGCACCUGCACCGCGGCAUCCUGUACAUUGUCCGCCCGCAGUUUGAGCAGCUCAUGCGGUCCGAGCUCGAGCCCAUCCUCGCCCUGACCCUGACGCAGCUGCCGCGCGACCCUCGCCGCGGCUCCGAGUGCGACCCCCUCCACGCCGUCCUCGACCGCUGCGCGCUGCCGCCGACGCACGCCGCCGUCUGCCGCGAGGCCAGCAGCAUGCUGCAGUGGGCGUUUGACCUCUCCGUCCGCCUGCCCUCCCCCGACGUGCCGCACGCCAUCUCCGGGUGGCACGUCGUGCUGCCCUCGGAGUUUGCGGACGUCCUGCGGGACAGGAGGCCCGAGGCGCUUGUCAUCCUCGCCUACUACGGCGUCCUGCUCCACCGCGCGCGACGGUACUGGAUCUGCGGGGGCAACGGGGCGGUCCUGAUCAGGGCGAUUGCGAGGCAGCUCGGGCCCGAGUGGGGGCCCGUCAUGAGGUGGCCGAUGGACGUGAUUGAUAGAGAGCGAGAUUGA